UGCCGAAGUAAAGUGAAAGAGAAUGGAUUUUCCAUGUUUAUUGAAUAGUUCGAAUGAAGAUAAUUACAAAAUGAACAAAGAUGUUUCAGAUGACAAAGAGUCCGUGAAGAAAUCCUGUUCUGCGAGAAUAUUUGAUAAAGAAGUGAAUGUCACUAAUCGUUCCGCUGAAAGUUGUCAUGAGCCUCUGGAGGCCUUGCACGGGGCACGGAUUAUGGCCACUGAAUCUGCAAGAGAAAAGGAACAACUAACAAUUGAAAAGAUCACUCAUCUUGAAACAGUUAUUAACGCUAAAGGGAAGGAAAUCGUCUUUCUUAAAGAAACUCUCUUUCGGAAAGAUAAAGAGAUUUCUGAUCUCAAAGAAAAACUGUCUCAGCUACAACAAAGCUGUCAAAGAAAUCAGUUUGCUGCUGCUCAGCAAAUGGCGACAAUGGUUGAAAAGCUACAGGAGGCGAGGAAGAAUAUUGACGAGCUCAAGGGUGGAAAAAAUUUCAAUGUCAUGAAGAAUAAAACAAAAGUAGAAGAAUCUCAAAGCGGGCUACAAUUCUUUAAUGGCAAAGCUUACUUUGACCAUCAACCCUCAUGGUUUGACACUCUAUCAAACAACAGUGGAUGUCUCGAAGUUGAAAACUUUCCAGUAUCAGCAAAAGAUCUUGAGGCUUUGAAAUCAAAUUCAAAGCCCUCCACCGAAGCAGUUAAAGAUUGUGGUGGGUUGAAAUGUCGACUUCCACGCGCCCCUGAGGACGGCUUUGUCCGAGUUGAAAUGAAAAAAGAAAAUUCACUACUCCCAAGAGGAGAGGAAUCAAAGAUGAUCACCGGAUUCGUUGGCCAGAGGAUCAACUCGUUUUCUAAGAAGGCAAAACGUUUAGAACGACCAGCACAAAGUCCUGUGGAUACAUUUGAGAGACCUGAAGUCGACAACAGCAGCCCACCAGUAAAAUCGAGCCAUGCUGUAUUUCAUAAUACCACUCAGUCCUAUGGCGAGCGGAUUAAUCCAGUUCAACUCAGUGGUGUUCGAUCUGAGAUCACAGAUUCCUCUGGUAACAGGGUGAAUCCCUUUUCCAAAAGAGCUAUAGGCAUUACAGAACCAUCACAUAUCCCUACGGCCAGAUUUGUUGAAGCUCAAACUGUCAGAAACAGUGCGACAAUUUUCUCGAACGAUGCUGUAUUCAAGAAUACAGUAUUCAAUAUCACCACUCAGUCCUCUGGAGGGCGGAUCAAUCCGUUUUCCAAGAAAGCUAAGGCUCUGGAACGACCAAUACCUGAUUGUACUGCCGCCAACAUUGAAGGAACUGAAGUUGAGAAAAUCACCCCACCAGUUCAACCCAAAGGUGUUCCAUCCAACAAUAUCACAGAUUCUUCUGGUAACGAGGUGAAUUCCUUUUCCAAGAGAACUAAAGGCAUUACAAGACCACCACCUGAAGUCGACUUUGCUAAAGUUCAAACUGUGAGAAAUAGUCCGGCAGUUCUCUCAAAUGAUGCUGCAUUCAAAAUCACUGCCUCGUCCUGUGAGAUCAAUCCGUUUUCCAAGAAAGCCAAAGGUAGUCCAUAUUCUCAGCAUCGCCCAAUACCGUCUAUGAGCAUCGUUCCAGGCGGAUCUCAUGUCGUUUCUAUUUCCCCGCAGACUUAUCAGUGCAAAAGUCAAACUGCUCAACAAAUUGGACAAGGAUUCUUGAGCAGAACUUUCAACAAAUGGUUUGGAUCAUACUAUUAAAAUGUAAUAAAAUUUCAAAUGCAAUCGAGUCAAGUUCAGUUCAUUCUAUACAAGAUUGAUGCUCAAGAUGUAGGUUGUCUGCUGCGUUGAAUUUGUUUUAAAAGAUAUCAUCGUUACAAAACUGUUAUUAUGUAAUCAACUAUGUUUGAAUGCGAGAUAUUGAACCCAAGAAGAUCCUUUUCUAAACAUUUAUGUAAAUAUGUUAAUAAGUAAUUGCACAGGACAUAUGCGCAGUUCAUUAUUUUUAAUUGUAUAUUUUUUUCUUUUGGGGAGGGGGAG
Messenger RNA from Stylophora pistillata, 1990 nucleotides. RefSeq lists its product as uncharacterized. The record is from RefSeq and is a predicted model, not a curated record. Lineage: Eukaryota; Metazoa; Cnidaria; Anthozoa; Scleractinia; Pocilloporidae.